GGUAGAUCGAGACCAAAGUGUGGAAGAGCCGCAACUGGUGUGGAGGCGGCUGAUCCUGCGGGUGACGGAGCGUCAGCGCACUGCUGAUGCAACCGGCGGGGAGAGGAGGUGAGGGGCAGGAGUCGGGCCGCCUGAGGUCCGGGGAGAGGAGGUGCACGUACUGUCAAAUAGGCCGUUUUAAAGAAAAUGUCAGCUAAUAACUGUGAAAUGUCCACAACCCCGAUGGAUUUGCAUAUGAAAGUGACGAUUCAAGGGGACACUGUCCGAUUGCUGAAGUCAAACAAAGCACCAAAGGAAGAAAUUGAUGCUGCAGUAAAGGAACUUUUGGCAUUGAAGCUGAAUUAUAAAACAUUAACAGGUCAAGACUAUAAGGUUGGCAUGCCACCCACUAACUGCACACCAGUCAAUAGUAAUUGCCCAGCUGUUGCAGAAGACGAUGGUGACUAUGUUGAUCCAUGGACAGUGCAGACAUCCAGUGCCAAAGGGGUGGACUAUGACAAGUUGAUAGUUCGGUUUGGAAGCAGCAAAAUUGAUCAGACAUUGAUUGAUCGAUUAGAACAACUCACUGGUCAAAAAGCUCAUCACUUUCUUCGCAGAGGGAUCUUCUUCUCUCAUCGGGAUAUGCAGCAGAUCCUUGAUGCUUUUGAAACAAAGAAAUCCUUUUACCUGUAUACAGGGCGUGGUCCUUCAUCAGAGGCCAUGCAUGUGGGUCAUCUUAUCCCAUUCAUCUUCACGAAGUGGCUGCAAGAUGUUUUCAAUGUACCCCUUGUAAUUCAGUUGACUGAUGAUGAGAAAUACCUGUGGAAAGAUAUAACACUGGAACAAGCCUAUAAAUAUGCUGUUGAGAAUGCGAAAGACAUCAUUGCUUGUGGCUUUGAUGUGAAUAAAACCUUUAUCUUCUCCGAUCUGGAUUACAUGGGACAGAGCCCAGGGUUUUAUCAGAAUGUAGUUAAAAUUCAGAAACAUGUUACUUUCAAUCAAGUGAAGGGAAUCUUCGGCUUUGGAGAUAGUGAUUGUAUAGGAAAGAUCAGUUUCCCUGCAAUACAGGCUGCUCCAUCGUUCAGCUCCUCAUUUCCACAAAUCUUUAACGGCCGAAAGGAUAUUCAGUGUCUUAUUCCUUGUGCCAUUGACCAGGACCCUUAUUUUAGGAUGACGAGGGAUGUUGCUCCAAGAAUUGGUUACCCAAAACCAGCAUUGUUGCAUUCCAUCUUCUUCCCUGCACUGCAAGGAGCACAGACAAAGAUGAGUGCCAGUGACCCCAACUCUUCCAUCUUCCUCACAGAUACGCCAAAGCAGAUCAAAACGAAGAUCAACAAGCAUGCUUUUUCAGGAGGUAAAGAUACUAUUGAAGAGCAUCAACGCUUUGGUGGCAAUUGUGAAGUGGAUGUAUCUUAUAUGUACUUGAGCUUUUUCCUGAAAGAUGAUGAGAGACUGGACAAAAUAAAACAGGAUUAUACAAGUGGAAGACUUCUUACAGGAGAACUGAAGAAAAUUCUCAUUGAAACACUGCAGCCGAUCAUAGCAAAACACCAAGCAGAACGCAAGCAAGUGACUGACGAAGUGGUAAAACAGUUCAUGACUCCUCGGAAACUAGCAUAUGACUUUUAAUGACUUACUUUGCAAAUCACAUUACUUCGUGGAAAUUCCAGUCAGAUUUCAUUCAUUAAAAUCUUAACAUAUGAUGAAGUUAUGUGUAACAUGAUGAUGGACAGAUGAUUCAGAAUAUAAUAAAUGUCACUAAGUUAUAACCUA
Molecule: messenger RNA, 1752 nt
Organism: Pristis pectinata (smalltooth sawfish)
Lineage: Eukaryota; Metazoa; Chordata; Chondrichthyes; Rhinopristiformes; Pristidae
Product: tryptophan--tRNA ligase, cytoplasmic-like
Exons: 11
Coding region: 187-1608 (473 amino acids)
Biological process (GO): tryptophanyl-tRNA aminoacylation
Cellular component (GO): cytoplasm
Molecular function (GO): tryptophan-tRNA ligase activity; ATP binding
Source: RefSeq, a predicted model, not a curated record